CUGGAUCACACGUGUAGUAAGCAGUAGGUGGUUCUGUUUUUAUCACAUGAGAAAAUUAGUGAAGCUCAGUGAAGCUGCACUAGAUGGCGUUUAAUAGUCUGUAUUCUGAUUGUAAUCUUAUCAUCUUUUUCAAAAUUACUUGAGAGAAAGAUGCUGAUAUUGAAUACAACGAUAUAAUUGUAAAGAAUGAUGAUAAGAGUUCAAGUUGCUAUUCAUAGCUUGCAAUACUUCAAACACUACAGUGUACAAGGAACUCGGACCAUUGUCAGCAUGAGUAAUCCUUUAGCAGCUAUUUGCCAAAUGACAUCUACAUCUGACAAGAACAAAAAUUUGGAAACAAUAUGCAGUUUAGUUAAUGAAGCUAAGCAAAGACAUGCUUCUAUUGCCUUUUUCCCUGAAGCUUGCGACUAUUUGGCAGAUAAUAAAAGUAGUAUUGUUGAGAUGGCAGAACCACUGGAUGGUUCAACAGUAACUGCUUAUAAGAAACUUGCAUGUGACAAUGAUAUGUGGUUAUCCUUUGGAGGGGUUCAUGAAAAAUUAGGAAAUGAUGCCGAGAGGAUAAGCAAUUCACAUAUUUUAAUUAAUAACAAAGGUGACAUCACCCAGGUAUAUAGAAAGAUACAUCUGUUUGACAUGGAAAAUAAAGAAACUGGUGUUCGGUUGAUGGAAUCAGAUUAUGUACAACAAGGUAGUGAAAUUCUUCCUCCUGUUACUACACCUAUUGGAAAAUUGGGCCUUAGUAUUUGUUAUGAUAUUCGUUUUCCUGAAAUAUCAUUGGCGCUCCGAAACAUGGGUUCACAAAUUCUUACUUAUCCAUCGGCUUUCACAUAUCAAACUGGUGCUGCUCAUUGGGAAGUCUUGUUACGUGCACGUGCCAUUGAAACACAAUGUUAUGUUAUUGCAGCGGCUCAAACAGGUGCACAUAAUAAAAAACGAGUUAGCUGGGGUCACGCUAUGAUCAUUGACCCAUGGGGUGCUGUCAUUGCUCAGUGUGCAGAAAAAACUGGCAUUGCAGUUGCAGAAAUUGAUUUAGAAAUUCUUAACAAAAUACGCAAAAAUAUGCCAUGUGAUGAACAUCGACGCACUGAUUUAUAUCCAGUUAUUCAACCUUUGAAGUAACAAGCAUUUUCAGUAGGCAUAAUUUUUAUUCAAUAAUGGAUAUAUGAACGAUAUAGUUAGCUGGCUCAGUGAAUUUAUUUUAUAUUGAUGUUAAAUUGUCAUGUAAAUAAAUAUAUCUACAUGUAUGUUAAUAGAGAGGACGCGAAAUGUAGAUAUUAAAAACAA
Molecule: messenger RNA, 1284 nt
Organism: Cephus cinctus (wheat stem sawfly)
Lineage: Eukaryota; Metazoa; Arthropoda; Insecta; Hymenoptera; Cephidae
Gene: NitFhit
Product: nitrilase and fragile histidine triad fusion protein NitFhit
Exons: 7
Coding region: 187-1119 (310 amino acids)
Biological process (GO): nucleobase-containing compound metabolic process
Molecular function (GO): hydrolase activity, acting on carbon-nitrogen (but not peptide) bonds, in linear amides; bis(5'-adenosyl)-triphosphatase activity
Source: RefSeq, a predicted model, not a curated record